GGUGUAAGUGCAGAUUUCAGACCGGUUAGUUUCUCGCAGAAACCGAGUAGGACGCCGGGGUAGUCAGCCCCUCAUAUCUGUUUGAUAAAGAAAAGGAACACCGGAUUGUCACGUUAACCAACCGGGACGACAAAUUCAGCCACUGAACCGAUACAACAGGAAAGACUUAAAAGGACGACGGUUGGGACAUUUUGUAUAACUUUGAGCUGUCAGUUGUGGUGAGGCAGGUCGGGGGAGAAGACUUCAGCCGAGGGGACCCCCGAGCGGCCCGGUUUCCUAUCAGCGACCGAAGCCGGGGAGCAGGGAGCCGCGCAGCCGGGGAGCGGUGUGUCGGCCAGCGGAUUCAUACUCAAGUUUUUACGAAGAGAAUUGAUCACUGAGUGCCGGGUCAUCCGGACAGAGACCUCAUGAAUGGAAAUCGGAACAACAGUAGCCGUUGGAGCAGCCGCUGAAGCACAAGCCCUUUUUACGUUGCCACGGCGACCUGGCUAUGGCACCCUUGGGAAGCCCAUCAAGCUUCUGGCCAACUGCUUCCAGGUGGAAAUACCCAAGAUCGACGUGUAUCUAUAUGAGGUGGACAUCAAGCCUGAUAAAUGUCCUCGUCGGGUCAACAGGGAGGUGGUGGACUCCAUGGUUCAGCAUUUCAAGGUGACCAUCUUUGGCGACUGUCUGCCAGUUUAUGAUGGGAAGAGAAGCCUCUACACAGCGACCCCACUCCCCGUUGCCACCGGAGGGGUGGAUCUGGAUGUCACCCUGCCAGGUGACGGUGGGAAGGACCGCCCAUUUAAAGUCACCAUUAGGUUUGUGUCACUGGUCAGCUGGCACAUGCUGCAUGAAGUCUUGACGGGACGUGGUGUGGCCCAGCCAGUGGACCUGGAGAAACCGAUCAGCACCAACCCCGUUCACGCCGUGGACGUCGUCCUUCGACACCUGCCCUCCAUGAAGUACACGCCUGUCGGACGAUCCUUCUUCUCUUCCCCAGAGGGCUAUGACCACCCGCUAGGUGGAGGGAGAGAGGUGUGGUUUGGCUUCCAUCAGUCAGUGCGGCCGGCCAUGUGGAAAAUGAUGCUCAACAUUGAUGUGUCAGCCACAGCUUUUUAUAAAGCCCAGCCGGUCAUCCAGUUCAUGUGUGAAGUCCUGGACAUUCACAACAUUGACGAGCAGCCCCGCCCCCUCACUGACUCCCACAGGGUCAAGUUCACCAAAGAGAUCAAAGGUCUUAAAGUGGAAGUGACACACUGUGGAACCAUGCGUAGGAAGUACAGAGUCUGCAAUGUAACACGACGCCCUGCCAGCCUCCAGACAUUUCCGUUGCAGCUUGAGAGCGGUCAGACAGUUGAACGUACAGUGGCGCAGUACUUCAGGGAGAAGUACAGCCUGCAGCUUAAGUACCCCCACCUGCCUUGUCUGCAGGUGGGCCAGGAGCAGAAACACACCUACCUGCCCCUGGAGGUGUGUAACAUUGUACCUGGUCAGCGGUGCAUAAAAAAACUAACAGACAACCAGACGUCGACCAUGAUCAAAGCAACAGCCCGCUCUGCACCAGACAGACAGGAGGAGAUCAGCAGACUGGUGAGGAGUGCAAAUUACGAGGCCGACCCUUUCGUUCAGGAGUUUCAGUUCCGCGUGCGCGAUGAGAUGGCUCAAGUGACGGGCCGCGUCCUGCCGGCCCCCAUGCUGCAAUAUGGCGGCAGGGUGAGCUCUGAACCAUUUAUGCCCCAGCAGAUCAACCCUGCACUGUCGUUGCAGAACCGCACGGUGGCCACACCCAGCCAUGGGGUGUGGGACAUGAGGGGGAAGCAGUUUCACACUGGAGUGGAGAUCAAGAUGUGGGCCAUCGCCUGCUUCGCCACCCAGAGGCAGUGCCGAGAAGAGAUCCUCAAGAGCUUUACUGACCAGCUGCGUAAAAUCUCAAAGGAUGCUGGGAUGCCGAUUCAAGGUCAGCCAUGCUUCUGUAAAUACGCCCAGGGAGCCGACAGCGUGGAACCCAUGUUCAGACACCUGAAGAACACCUAUGCUGGGCUGCAGCUCAUCAUUGUAAUCCUGCCUGGGAAAACACCGGUCUAUGCUGAGGUGAAGCGGGUGGGUGACACCCUCCUUGGCAUGGCCACUCAGUGUGUGCAAGUGAAGAACGUAGUGAAGACGUCCCCACAGACCCUCUCAAACCUCUGCCUCAAGAUCAACGUCAAGCUGGGAGGAAUCAACAACAUCCUGGUUCCACACCAACGACCCUCUGUAUUCCAGCAGCCUGUCAUCUUCCUUGGGGCUGAUGUCACUCAUCCUCCAGCAGGAGACGGGAAAAAGCCAUCUAUUGCAGCGGUGGUAGGCAGCAUGGACGCCCACCCCAGCAGGUACUGUGCUACAGUGAGGGUCCAGAGGCCCAGACAGGAGGUCAUCCAGGAUUUGGCCUCCAUGGUGCGGGAGCUCUUGAUCCAGUUUUACAAAUCGACCCGCUACAAGCCAACCAGGAUCAUCUUCUACAGGGAUGGAGUGUCAGAGGGACAGUUCAGACAGGUGCUGUACUAUGAGCUGCUGGCCAUUAGAGAGGCUUGCAUCAGUCUAGAGAAGGAAUACCAGCCGGGGAUCACCUACAUUGUUGUGCAGAAACGCCAUCACACUCGUCUCUUCUGUGCAGAUCGCAAUGAGCGGGUUGGGCGAAGUGGAAACAUUCCUGCCGGCACCACAGUGGACACAGACAUCACCCACCCUUACGAGUUUGACUUUUACCUCUGCAGUCAUGCUGGAAUCCAGGGUACGAGCCGACCUUCCCACUACCAUGUUCUGUGGGAUGACAACUGUUUCACCGGCGACGAGUUCCAGCUCCUCACCUACCAGCUGUGCCACACCUACGUCCGCUGCACGCGCUCCGUCUCCAUCCCAGCACCGGCCUACUACGCCCACCUGGUGGCCUUCCGUGCCCGCUACCAUCUGGUUGACAAAGAGCACGACAGUGCGGAGGGCAGCCACGUCUCAGGGCAGAGUAACGGCAGGGACCCCACGGCGCUGGCCAAGGCUGUUCAGAUACACCACGACACACUGACGACCAUGUAUUUCGCCUGAGCACCCUCCUCCGCUUCCCUCCAUCUUUCCCAGCCAGUCUAAGUGUCUGACUUCCAUCAGCCGCGUCGUCUCAUCACGCAGAGCGACCCACCCCCCUGUCUUUGUGCUGAUGCAGCUUCGGUCACUGGAUCUCAAUGACAACAAUGACUGCGGCUGUGGGCUGCGUGAGGAUAUAAUAAGCCAGAGAGGAGUUACAGCCACAUUAUGCAAUUUGAAAUCAGCCAAUCGUUCCUGUGCUCCACGCCCAUGCAUCUCUCUACACCUACACCUCCUCUGCUGUAUUUAAAUCACAAUGGAUUCUGUCUCCUUUUUAAGAGCUCACAAGUCACAUCCUCGCCUUCCUGUUUGACAGCAGCAAGUUUUAUUUUAUUUUUUUUGUGUGUGUUUAAAGAAUGGCAGAGCAGCAGGGAAUACAAAAACUGAUUUUUUUGUUUUGGUGCAUGGGUGGAAGAAGAACCAGUGAGGACACUGACGUGCUCCAUAGCCUCACGCUGAGCCUGAUGUUGCUAGUUUAUAUUGUAGACGGUUUUACAUGUUUGUUUGUGUGUUUUUAGCUUGUCUAGAUCCAAUACUGUACGUGUUAUUUCUCUGUCGAGCAAAUGUGUGAUUGCCAUGGCAACCUGUUAGUCGAGUACGCUCGUUAAACACAAAAGCUUGGCCCUUUCUCUUCCCCUGAAAACGGCAGGCUGCCUUAGCGGUUACUCUUCUGUCUCCCUUUAAGCCAGUGGUUCCUUCACAGUCGUUCAGCCAGACAGUUAGAAGCAUAACUCUGCACUCUGAACACAGACACUGAAUGAAAUCUUAAUUUAUAUUUUUUUAAACAAAGCCACGUACAGCCAUUGAUGAGGCUAUCGCUCGAUGCCUUACUGCGAGGCGAGGUGCAUAAAGACGACUGUUAGAACAUGAGGCCAUGGUUUUAAACCUCUCACUUAUAGUUCAGCUUGUGUUAUACCAAACGUUUCUUGAGUGUUUUAUUCCUCUUGCUAUUUAUGAGUUUUUCUCUUUAACUUAAAUUAACAUUCAGCAAUAGAGCAGACGGUUUUUUUCGCCUGACGACCACAAACCUUUUGACUUUUUCCCAGUUUUUACACGAGGAACUGACCAAUUUUAGUUGUCAUGAACUCCUUCAGUGCAAUAAGGUGUUAACGCAGAGCGAGCAGGUUCAGUGGUGAAUGUUUUCAGUGAGUAUUCGUGUGGUAACAUUGUUUUGUGAGUGAGUUUUGGCAAGUGGCGAUGAGCUCGGAUUCAGGAAUGUGCGGUAGGACCGACGCUGCAGACGAGAGGAUCAGCUGCGAGGUCUGAUGGUGUUUGGAGAGAUUAAACAAAGUGCCUGAUCAUGUUAGAGAGCGACCUGUCGGUUGGAUGAAGGUUUUUAAUCGUACGUAGGUUUGGGUGCCUCUGUCAAUACAUUUUGUGAAAUGUUCUCAGAAUCCCGGCAAACUGUAAAAACACUGCACUGCCUGACACACAGAGCUGGACUGUGGUUGGAUCUCAACGCAAGCCACAAAAAGUUUGUGUGAUUAUUAUAAAAAAUGUUUUCGUGAUAGGGAAACAGUUACCUCCAUAUCCACUUAGCGCUUUGUUUCCUUGUGAUCACGAAAUAUUCUGUGAUCAGAGUUCAGAAAUCACUUAAAAUUUUAUCAUCAAGAGAAACAAAACUUACAGUAGUUAUAAAAGCGACAAACUGUUUUCUCCUUUAAUCACAAAAUGAUUAGUGAAUGAUCACAGACCUCCCAUUCUCGCAAAAUAAUGAUGACUAAAGGAAAUGCUCAAUAAUCAUAUAAUCAUUUACCCAAGUUCUUAUUUCCUCCUCAUUAAAUAUUGUCAGCCUGGUUUCUGAGCCUUUGAAUUGCUGCACAGUGAUUAAUUAUCUUGCAAAAACAAAGCUUGUUAAGUAAAUAUCUUACAGAAGAAAAACAAAAAGUAUAGAUAAUCCCACUCGCUCAAUAAGCAGCACUUACAGAUGUGAAUUUCUGAGCAGGUGUUGCAUGCAGUCAGGUGCAGAUGCAUGUUCUCACUCGGUGCUCUGACUCAAAGACUCACUGUUCAGUUUCAGAUUGUUAAUCACCUGCUGUAGCUUUGUUACCUGUGUUUUCAGAGGAUGUCUGAGGCCUGGUGUCUCCACAGCUGGUUUCAGUACCUUUACAGUUCUGAGUCGGGCUGCAAGUGAUGAUUAUUUUCACCAUCAGUUCAGUCAAUGUGUGUUUUUUAGUCAUAUGCAGGGUUCAAUUUUAAUGUUUUUUUUGUGGCUUAAGAUCUACUUGCCCAAAGUCAGUUUUUACUUACCCCAAUACAAAGUGUUUUAUUCAUUAGCAGCCAUCACAUAACAACAAAGACUAAAGUCAGUUGUCUUUAUUUAAGUAAAUGAAUUGGAACAAAAACGCUGUGUGUCAUAGAUGUGAGGCAACAAGCAUUUUGCAUAUCGAAAAUUGUGUGACAAUCCCCCCUCUCCUUGUCCAGUGAGAUGGACUUGUCCUACGGUCACAGGCGUCUUCUAACGCCACCUGACUUAAACACUGUUUCCAGGAACUUUGUUUUUACCUGCGGCUAUUUUCUCGCGAGUGCCUGAUUGGUUCUGCUCAGCGUGAUGGCUCACUAGCUCACCAUUUGCAAGAUCAGGCAAGAGAGCUGCUAGAUUUAAAAGCCCAAUGUGGCAUUUUGCUUGCCCCAGGCGAUCAUGCAGUCCUUAUUGAUGAACCCUAAGAUGUCCUGUCUUGUCUGACCAACAGCCUGAAACUCCAAAGAUAUAGUUUACUCUCAUAUAAGACAAAGAAAAAAAAAUGUCACAAUUUCUGCCCCCUUUUUUUUUGCUUGAAAAUUUCCAAAAUGAUCAAUCAAUUAUCAAAGUGGUUGCCAGUUAUUUUUGUUUAUUAAUUAGUUGAGUUAUUGUUGCAGCUCUGCUUCUGCAACUUCUGAGACUUUUCCUAAUAAUACCUUUCUACUCUGGAGAAAACAGUAUGUCAUUAUGCAGUGAAGAACAGAUUUUCUACAACAUUUAGACACAUAGUCAGCUCAUUGAGCUCACAUUAUAACUGAAUAAUUAUCUGUGUAUCACAUCUGCUUGAAAGAAUCCAACAUUUUGAAGUUAUCAGUAAUGUUUAUGCCUUUGAUGAGUCAUCGUCGACAGUGUUGCGAUGCCCAGCCCUUGUGGGUGUUGUCUGUCACGGCCUUGCAGUACAGUUUAAUACAGACGAAGCCUUCAGGUUUCAUCACUCGGACCAAACCAACGUGCCUGGUCGGGGGUCGGGGGAGGGAGAGGGUGAGGGUGAAGGACUCUGGGGAGCCUUACAGCAUCGAGCUGACGUGCUCUGCACUGCUAACUGUGCUUGUCACAUGAACCAAACUGAAGCUGCUAUGAGAAAACACAUUUAUUGAAUAUUUCAUCAGACACAUACAGGCUAUAUAUUAAUACAGAGAGAUGAAGAGGAUGAUGGUAUUUUACUGCACUUAUAGAGAUGUGUGUGUGUGUGUGUUUAUGGUUGAACAGAGACAACGGUUAAACAAUUUAAUUCUCAGAAUAUCAGAAGCAUUUGUCCCCCCGUGUGUUUGUCGUCACGUUGCAGCUGUUUCUUAAUGUCACACAUUACCAGCAUUUGAUUUUACUUGAAGAUAAUUAGUCGUGGGCAUGUUUAACAUUGUUGGCUAGUGCUCUGCUUGUGUUUUGGAAAGUCUGUACGGAGCCUUACGACCCUUUUAACGCCACGUACAGUAAAUCGCCCUCUAGAGCCUGUCGGCAGGGCUUUGUGUCUUACAGUGCUGGACAUCAGAUGCCUUGUUUUUCUGCAAAAAUAAAAGCAUUUUUAAGUCUGAA
Epinephelus fuscoguttatus (brown-marbled grouper) is the source of this 6871-nucleotide messenger RNA. It is a transcript of the gene ago3b, whose product is annotated as argonaute RISC catalytic component 3b. NCBI's taxonomy places the organism in Eukaryota, Metazoa, Chordata, Actinopteri, Perciformes, Serranidae. The record is from RefSeq and is a predicted model, not a curated record. The transcript is spliced from 20 exons. Gene Ontology annotation, molecular function: protein binding; RNA binding. The coding region runs from base 412 to 3060 and encodes 882 amino acids.